This is a messenger RNA of Cherax quadricarinatus, 16613 nucleotides long. The record is from RefSeq and is a predicted model, not a curated record. Lineage: Eukaryota; Metazoa; Arthropoda; Malacostraca; Decapoda; Parastacidae.
AUGGAUUAUCAGUUCAACUACUUUUGUUGGUUUCCCUACAGCAUCUACUGGGAAUAUGCCCUUAAUGUGAGGGUGGAAGAAAUCGUCUAUGUCCACUGCCAUCAACAAGGUGACUCUGGUGGAACUAUUGUUCUGGUUGGGCAGGAUGGAACUCAGUAUCCACCUAUCCAUUUUCCUCGUGGUGGUCACCUUCUUGCCUUCCUCUCCUGCCUUGAAAAUGGUCUUCUUCCACAUGGCCACCUUGACCCUCCACUCUGGUCCCAACGAGGCAAAGGUAAAGUUUUUCCCAAGCUGAGGAGAAAAGCCCGGGCACUAGCCAACAGGCAGCAUCAUGGGGGCUCAGACAACGAUGAAGAAGAAGCCACUGAUUACGUGUUUAGGAUACUCACAUCCAUCAAGCCUGAUCGUCUCUCACAUUUGGAGCUGAUGUCGCCACUGCUUCGUGGGGGUUCUGGGUGGCUGCCUCGUGUCCCUAAGCUCUCAUCACACUCAUCCUCCACCUCCUCCUCCAAGUCACUCAGUCUUGGAGACUCCAUGAGUGAGGUCAUGCCACCACCACCUCCAACACCAAACCCAAGUAUGGAUGUACCAUUACCAGCACCUGCUGAACAUUCAGCUCAUGGAAGAGCUACAGUUACCACAAAUGAAAAGAAUAGUGACUCGCUUGAACUUCUCUGUGCCACAAUGAAACACCAGAUCAUCUCCAGGGCAUUCUAUGGCUGGCUCGCUCACUGUAGGCACUUGAGAACUGUUCGUACUCACCUAGCUGGCCUUGUGCUGCCCUCUACUUCCACUCCACCACACACACCAGCAUGGAAUGAAGGGGUGACAGAGGAAGCAUGGCAGGCCCUUCACACCAAUGGCUGUCUCAUGCACCAGGAGGAGCUUCUCACCCGGGUCUACUUAGGUGGCAUUGCAUCACACAUUAGGAAAGAGGUGUGGCCAUAUCUGCUGGGUCAUUACAACUUUGGGAGCUCACCAGAGGAGAGAGAUGAUCAAGAUCGCCGUAUUCGGCAGACAUAUGAAACCACAAUGUCAGAGUGGUUGGCUGUGGAAGCUAUUGUACGACAACGUGACAAAGAGAUAAUGGCUCAGAAUAUGGCUAAGCUCUCUUCAGAGUCACAGAAUGGAGAAAUACCACUGGUUGGGAGAGACAGAUCUCUCAGUAAUGAGGUGUUUGAGCCAGACACAUUGAGUAUUGGGUCAGUGGAUAACCCUGGCACAGUGCAGGAGGAGGAUGAGGACCCUACCAUAGAUGACAUAGAACAUUCAGAUAUCACCAAUGUGGAGACAUACAGUGAGAAUUUCACAGAAAAAGAAAACAUCAGUCAUGAGGAUACAACACUCACAGAAAUGAAGAACAGGGAGAAUUUGAUGAAUGAUGAAACUGAAAAUAAUAAGAUUUAUGCCAAAGAGAACCUGAGACAAGAGAGUAAAGAGAGUGACACAGCAGAGGUUGCCAGCCCUACUUGUGUGGUAACACCUGAUGAGGGUGUAGAAGAAGGUAAUGAUGCCAAUGACCUAGAUGCAGAGCUCAUCCCUACCCCAACUGAAACAACAGCCUGUGUUAGUGGCUCGUUCACCGUGGAGACAUGUUAUCCCCCCAUCACCACCCCAGUUAUAGUUAGCAAAGCCUCCCUAGACAGUGGCAGCCACUCUGACGUAGUAAAUGGUGUGGAUGAUGAAGCUGCAGUAGAUGAUGAGGUCAAGAGUAUCACAGAAAAUGGAACUAGUGAAGACAGUGCCAAAGAACAUGGUGAUGUCACUUCAGAAAAUGUACCUGGUAAUGAUGAUAAGAACAUGGAUACUUUAGCUGUUGAAGAAAACCAAGAUGGCCACAGUUUAGAAUCUAGAUCAUCCUGUAUUUCACCAGCAUCCUCUCAGGGAGGAGUGUACUCAAUGGAACUGCUGGAAACCUUUGGGCUGAAUUUGCACCGUAUUGAUAAAGAUGUACAAAGGUGUGAUCGUAACUACUGGUACUUUACUCAAGAUAACCUUGAGAAACUACGUAAUGUGAUGUGCACAUACGUUUGGGAACACCUUGAUACAGGAUACAUGCAAGGAAUGUGUGAUCUGGUUGCACCACUUCUUGUUAUUUUUGAUGAUGAAGCAGCCACAUACUCGUGCUUCUGCCACCUGAUGGGCCGCAUGUCUCAUAACUUCCCAAAUGGUGGUGCAAUGGAUCAGCACUUUGCUAAUAUGAGGUCACUGAUACAAAUACUGGAUUCAGAAAUGUUUGAACUUAUGCAUCAAAAUGGGGAUUAUACCCACUUCUAUUUUUGCUACCGAUGGUUCCUCCUUGACUUUAAGAGAGAGUUAGUGUAUGAUGACGUAUUCAUGGUAUGGGAAUCAAUAUGGGCAGCUCGGAAUGUAUCCUCAGCUCAUUUUGUUUUGUUUAUUGCACUGGCCUUAGUGGAAUAUUAUCGAGAUAUUAUCCUCGAUAACAAUAUGGAUUUCACUGAUAUCAUAAAGUUCUUUAAUGAAAUGGCAGAGAGACACGAUGCCAAAACCGUUCUUCACACAGCAAGGAAUCUGGUUCUACAACUUCAGACACUUAUUGAAAACAAAUAGGCUGCCUGAGAUAAUACAUGUGCCAAAAUGACAAGAUUUCUUAGUAUUGUAUAUAAUAAUAAUAUAGCACUGAAACUGCAUAAAAUUAAUGGUAAGAACUUCAAACACUUUUAUAUAUGGAUUCAAUAGGAGUGAUACUUUGUGCUUAAGAAAUCUGAGCAUAAUACUUUAAGGUAGACUUUGAUAUUCAAGGUACAAUGAGGUUCUCAGUCAGGUUAAAAACAUGAUGUGGCUACUACUAUUCAUAAAUUAUCAAAUGUAAGCAUAUAUAAAGACUCAGAAUUCCUUCAUCAUUUCUCUACAUAAUUGUAGGUGAAUCUUAAUUUCUAAUUUUUGUCUUACGUAUUUGUAUAGAUGAUUUGGUGCCACAGUAGUUUUAAACCAAAGAAAUUAAUAUUGUAAGUACAGUAGUACACAUACAACAUACCAAGGCAAGUAUACAUACACAUGAAGUGUCUGGUGAUGUAUCAGUGCACGUUCAGUCAGAGGCAUAUAUGCUACCCACUGAGCUGAAAAGAAUCAGAUCCCCGUGAACCACAUUGGUACAGGUCCACCAUCACAAAUCCGGCAAUCAGUUAUUCGGCACUAAUUUUGGCUAGCAUAAUUUCAAAUUUCCAGGGUCGCCACACCAACCUGCUGGUACUGUUUGGUGGCGCUACUUGCUGCAUAAGUCAUUCCAAUUUCUUUUUCUCCAUUUAUUGUUUUAACCUGCUUACUUUUAGCCCUAGCCAUGGUUCCAGUGAAUAAAAGAAAUGCUUCUCAUUAUGUAAAGCACCUACACAGUACAUUAUCCAUUAAAGAUAAGGUGGCUUUGAAGCCACUGUCGGUUGUCAUGAGCUCAGUCUCAUGAAGCAGGAGAAUAUGCUUUAUUAUUAUGCUAAUAUCAACACUACAGCUUAUUUGCCUAUCACAAUUGAUCUAAUAUGACAUAAGAAACAAUAUAAAUAACAUAAAACAUGUUAAAUACUCCAGAAUGAAUAAUAUUUGGCAUAAUACCGAGCAGUUCGACAGAAGUAUGAAGAGGAUAUAUGGUAUACAAAUACCAUUCUCCUAUCCCUGUCUUGGGGCUUAUAUUAGAGAAAACGAGUGUAGCACAGGGCUAACUCUCAUAUACACUCUUACCGCAUCAUAAACCUGAAACAAAAAAGUUAUUUUCUCUCUAUAGAUUAUCACACAUAGCAGCAUAUGUGUAGUGAACCUAGGUUAACCCAAAAAAAAGUCAACGUGGCUUAUUUUUAGUACCUGGCUUGGGUUAGCCAUAGUAUAUGAUUUUUGGUAAAUAUUCGAUUCCCAGCCAGGGUAGAAACAUUAGGCAUGUUUCUUUACACCUGUUGUCUAUGUUUACCCAUCAGAAAAUGGGUACCUGGGUGUUAGUCGACUAGUGUGGGUGUUAUCCUGGGACACUGACCUAAUUUUCUUGAAAUACUCAGCAUAACAAGCAGCUUUCUAUACAGUAGUAUGUCACUGAUGUCAGCUAGGCCAGUAUACCGUGUACAUGUAUGUGUAAUAAAUAAAGAUAUUAAUUAUUAUUAUUAUUAUUAUUACGUAUAUUAUUACUAUUUUCUCAGUUGUUUGUUGGGUUAUCUUAUUCAAACUUGGGCAAUGUAUGAUGGAAAGAUACUUCUUCACGUACACCAGAAAUGAAAGAAAUCAGACCAUAAAUAGUGGAGUUCACUUCUCAGCCAUUAGCGGCCGCUUAGCGGUAUACUUUUGUAUGGUUGUUAUGGUUAUAUUCUCAUUUUUUCGGUCUCAUUUGAUAGAAUGAAAGAUAUAUUACAGAAAUAGAUAUGAUUUUGAUUGCUUUCAUGACGAAAAGUACCUUGAAAUUGCGCUCACAGUAGCGAAAAUGUUCUAUUCUUUAGCGAAGCUCAUGAGUAAACAAAUGAUGUCACCGUCCAAUACCUGUCCGCCUGUCAGUCCAAUACGGAGUCAAUAAUGGCUUGACAUUAUUUAUACAAUUAUUACAAUAAUGCAGCAGUCUGCAUAACAGUAAAUCUUCUAUUUUUUUUGAAUAAAAAUUCCAAAUGAAAAGCAAGAGUAAUAUAAGAGGGGCCUGGAGACGUGACUUAUGAACAAAGAAACUGUUAUUUUAGUGCCAGGAAUGUCUACAUUGUUUAUUCUGGACCCUAUUUUGAAAUUGGCAUAUGUUGAAAUUUGUGUGAAAUCGGCCAAAUUGCCAAUUUCUGACCACUUUAUUGAGUAGUUGAAAUAAGUGAAUGGGAGGAUCUCACCUUCAAGGACCAUAACAUUGUAUCAAUCGCAUCUGCUAGAAAAAUGACAGGAUGGAUAAUGAGAACCUUCAAAACUAGGGAGGCCAAGCCCAUGAUGACACUCUUCAGGUCACUUGUUCUAUCUAGGCUGGAAUAUUGCUGCACACUAACAGCACCUUUCAAGGCAGGUGAAAUUGCUGACCUAGAAAAUGUACAGAGAACCUUCACGGCGCGCAUAACGGAGAUAAAGCACCUCAAUUACUGGGAGCGCUUGAGGUUCCUAAAACUGUAUUCCCUGGAACGCAGGCGGGAGAGAUACAUGAUUAUAUACACCUGGAAAAUCCUAGAGGGACUAGUACCGAACUUGCACACGAAAAUCACUCAUUACGAAAGCAAAAGACUUGGCAGAUGAUGCAACAUCCCCCCAAUGAAAAGCAGGGGUGUCACUAGCACGUUAAGAGACCAUACAAUAAGUGUCAGGGGCCCAAGACUGUUCGAACUGCCUCCCAGCAUACAUAAGGGGGAUUACCAACAGACCCCUGGCAGUCUUCAAGCUGGCACUGGACAAGCACCUAAAGUCGGUUCCUGACCAGCCGGGCUGUGGCUCGUACGUUGGUUUGCGUGCAGCCAGCAGCAACAGCCUGGUUGAUCAGGCUCUGAUCCACCAGGAGGCCUGGUCACAGACCGGGCCGCGGGGGCGUUGACCCCCGGAACUCUCUCCAGGUAAACUCCAGGUGGUUUCUUGUACUCAGUUGACAGACUAGAAGUAAAUAAGUUUAUGCAGGUAUACACAAAUACAGUUAUAUAGAUUAUCAUACAUAGCAGUGUAUGUAUAGAGAACCUAGGAUAAGCCAGAACAGUCAGACAAUGUGACUUAUUUCCAGUACCUGGCUUGGGCUUGCCAUAUAUGAUAUUUGGUAAAUAUUUUUUUUCUCGGUUGUUUGUUGGGCUAUCUCAUUGAAACUUGGGCAAUGUAUGAUGGAAAGAUGCUUCUUAACGUACAACAAAAAUAAAAAAGACGGACGAUAAAUAAGGGAGUUAACUUCUCAGCCAUUAGCCACCUCUUUGCAGUAUAUUUUCGUAUGGUUUUUAUGGUUGUAUUCUCAUUUUUUUGGACUAAUUUGAUAGAAUGGAAGAUAUAUUACAGAAAUAGACAUGAUUUUGAUUGCUUUCAUGACAAAAAGUACCUUGAAAUUGAGCUCAAAGUAGCGGAAAUCUUUGAUUUUUGCCGAUGUUCAAUGAACUGUGUAAGUCAAGUUGGCUAAUUUUAUUAAGUGUAUUCGAACCUAACCACUCUGUAAUUCGGCAAACUCAGUAAUCCAGCACACUACAGGUCCCAAUGAUGCUGGAUUUGUGAUGGAGGACCUGUACCAUAACUUUUAUAUAUACAUUUUAUAUAUACUGUAUACAAACAGGAGCAUAGAGUAUAUAUAAACUAAUAUUACACAGCCAUAAGUGGUGUUGGGAUCAGGUAGAAUGAGAAAUGUGGCUUCUGAUAAUCCUUCAACAACUCUUAUGGAACCUAUCCUAGGUAGCUUAAUAGUUACAGUGCUUUGGAAUAACCAGCUGACUUGGUGGUUAGUAUGUGCAUCGCUUGGCCAGAUGGUUUGGGCACAAUUUCACAAAGACACUUAAUCAGUAAUGUGAAACCUUAGUGUACAAUUGCAUUCAUAUAGUAUACUGUAUAUGAACUUAAUUAACAUUGGCCACAGGUGUUGUUGGGAGUCAAGUAAAAUAUGAUUACAGUGUAUGGGUUGUGUUAAGCCUUCCGUAGUUCAUAUGGAAUUUGUGGUUCAGUGGUGUAAUUCUUUUGAACACUAAACUGUGUGUGGAAAGUAUGUAUAUCUCCUGCUCGAAUGAUGAAGAUUCAGUCCUACGCUGCUCCUCUUUCAUAAUUUGUUACUUUCUAUAUUGUGUGAAAUUUUGGCUUGCAUCUAGGAGUGAGUGAGAGAGUGAGCAUUUUAGCGUACUACCUAUUCUGAAGUUGUCUUGUAGACUGCUAGGGUAGAAUAGAAGGGUGUGUGUGUGUGUGUGUACACUCACCUAUUUAUGGUUGCAGGGGUCGAGUCAUAGCUCCUGGCCCCAUCUCUUCACUGAUCGCUACUUGGUCCUCUCUCACCUUGCUCCAUGAGCUUUAUCAAACCUUGUCUUAAAACUAAGUAUGGUUCCUGCCUCCACUAAGGCACUUUCUAGGCUAUUCCACUUCCUGACAACUCUAUGACUGAAGAAAUACUUCCUAACGUCCCUUUGACUCAUAGGAGUCUUCAACUUCCAUUUGUGACCCUGUGUGUGUGUGUGUGUGUGUGUGUGUGUGUGUGUGUGUGUGUGUGUGUGUGUGUGUGUGUGUGUGUGUGUGUGUGCGUGCGCGCGCGCACACGUGCAUAUGCUUGCGUAUGUGUGUAAUUCUACAAUUUUCUCUUAUUUUUCCCAAUAAUGAUGAUGAGUCCUUGGUGACCUUGAAAAUCUUUUGCCAACCAUUUUAUGGUUUCUGGAAUGGUGUUUUGAUACCCAAUUUUCUUGGAGCUUGUAAUUUUUUGUCAUUUACAUACUGUAUGUGUAUAUGGAAAAGAAACCCUCUUGGAAACAUAAAUGAAGCUUGAAAUGAAAAAAGGACUACAGUAGGGCCCCAUGUAUACAGCAGUUUAGGUUCCAGGUUACUGCCGUAAAGCAGAAAUCACCACAAAGUGAAACACCCUUUUUUUCCACUGAUAAAUACAUAUAAAUGCUAGAUAACAGGUUUACACUGACAUAUAUUAAGUUAGCCAUAAAACUAGGCAUUAAAAAAAAAAAAAAAGUAAAAUACACACACAGGACACUUGUUACUUACCUUAAAAUAUUAAUAUGAAUGUGUGAAAGGUGAGUAGCAGUGUAAAAGUUUUUCCAUGUCAGCAAUAAGCUACUUUGACUUUUUUUUGGGUUAUCCUAGCUUCUCUACACAUAUGCUGCUAUAUGUAACUGUAUUUGAUGGCUAUCUCAGCCACUGACAUACCUUGUUAGUAAGUUUAUUCAGGUAUACACAAAUACAGUUACAUAGAUUAUACAUAGCAGUAUAUGUGUAGAGAACCUAGGAUAAUCCAAAAAAGUCAGCUCACUAAGUUUAAUCAUUUCUAACUUUGCACUUAAAGUUUGCACUUAAAGUAAGAGGCUUACAACUCUUUUUUAUCAUAACCAAACUUAGACGCCAUUGUCAACAAGAGCCAACUAGUUAAUGUAAUAGUAAGUGAAAGAGAACGAGAUACAUGAAGUUCAGACAAUUUAAAAACACAAACUGAACAAGUGGCAGGCAAUCACUCGGUCAGGCGAAGUAAACGUUUAUUAAUAAGUGUCCAAUUUUAGUUCAUUCAUGUACGUUUGUAAGAGUUUGUGAAACUAUUACCUCCCAAUAUUUUUUUUUAUUAUGAUAAUAUAGUGGUACCUCGAAUUUUGAACAGCUCUCAACUCGAACAGUUAUGUAAGUGUAUUUUUGUAAGUACUUUUGUAAGUGUAUUUUUGGGGGGUCUGAAAUGGACUAAUCUAAUUUACAUUAUUCCUUAUGGGAACAAAUUCGUUCAGUAAUGGCACUUGAACAGCCUUCUGCAACGAAUUUUGGCCGAAAUUCGAGGUACCACUGUAAUUAUCUCACAAUACAAAUACUCUUACAUUGUGUACAAGUUAUACAAGUUAGUACAGAUGAAUAAAUAAACAGCAACACUCCUAUUCUCAUGCAACACACCAUUUUUAGCGUGAAUGAUAUUAUUAUUAUAAUAAUAGUAAAAAAGAAGUGCUAAACUCACAAGGGUCGUGAAUAGCUAUAGAUAGAGUGAAGGUAUAUGAAAGGAAUAUUUUUCUACAGUUAUCUCCCAGUAACUUGUGUUGGACUAGAGAAAACAUAAUUCUUACGACACUCCAAGCUGCUUGGUAAACACAUCUCAUAUUUAUGUCAGUUUUUAUGCUGUGGGUGUAUGUAUCAUGUUUUUGUGUUAUGUAAUGUGCUUCUUAUAUAAUUUUGAAAAAAUAUAGAUGGAUUAAUGGAAAUGUCUAUAUUAAUGUAUUAUACGACAUUUAAUGCACCCAAAGAGAUUGUUAUUAUUAUUAUUAUGGCAUCUUCAAGAGUAGAGAGACUCUAAGUGAUUUUAAUGUACAGUGGACCCCCGACAUUCUAUGGCAUCGACAUUCGAUAAAUCCGACAUUCGAUGCAUUUUAACGCAAAAAUUUCGCCUCAACAUUCGAUAGAAAACCUGACAUUCGAUACGAUUCGUACGAAACGUGUCCACGUGUGGCCUGAACUGCACCAUGUGUGCCAGUGUUUACAAGCCAGCCAGUGCUUUUUUCUGCAAAAUAAGUAACCAUGGGCCCCAAGAAAGCUUGAGAAAAAAGGUGCUAAUGACUAUUGAAAUGAAGAAAGAGAUAAUUGCAAAGUACGAAAGUGGAGUGCGUGUGUCGGAGUGCAUGAUGAUUUGGUAAAGAAAUUGCCUGCAACUAGUGGUGAUGUGAGUGAAUUUAAGGCCAGCAAAGGUUGGUUUGAAAGAUUUAAGAAUCGUAGUGGCAUACACAAAUUCAAAAAUUCAAAUUCAAAAAUUUAUUCUCUAUAAGGAUUACAAUGCUGAGUUUACAGAAUUUGGUUAUUGUGUGGUUUACAUGUAGUAAAAUAAUAAUUACAGAGUGUACCACUAGAACACCUAGCAUGGCUAGGCAUUUCAGGCAUGGUGAGGCUGCCAGUUCAAGUCCUAAUGGAAGGGGAUUCCCCUUCUAAACACUAACACCAUCCACACUCUCCCCUCCUCCCAUCCCAUUAAUCAUCACCAGAUCUUUAUUAAAGAUAAGUGUCAAUUAUUCUAUUGUUAUUAAUCUGUUGUUAUUGUUGUUAUUGUAAUUAUUCUAUUGCAUUAAACUUAAUAUUUCAUGUGGUAAUUUUUUUUUCAUACUUUUGCAUGUCUUGCACGGAUUAAUUUGAUUUCCAUUAUUUCUUAUGGGGAAAAUUAAUUUGACUUUCGAUAUUUUCGACAUUCGAUAGCUCUCAGGAACGGAUUAGUAUCGAAUGCCGAGGGUCCACUGUAUACCUGCAUGCUAGCACAGUGUGUAAGUAUAUUUAGAUACAGGUACACAUAAGUAUAAUUAUCAGAUUACAUAUAAAAUAUGCAAUAUUUGAAAUUUUGGAAAGUUUCCAGACAUAAUAGAUAUACUUAUGGAGAAUGUAAACAAAUGGGGUGGGGUGUGGUGACCAUAUUAGGACAGGUGGGGGGAGUUGUAUAGCGAGUUUUGGUCAUAAUUUGAAAUGUCUGUAUUAGCAGAACGCCGUAAAGUGAAAUGCCAUACAGCGGGGCCCUACUGUAUAUAUUUUAAUUGAGGCUCAUUUUAGAAUUGGCUAAAGAGGCCAUUGGAGAGUGAAAUAUACAGCCCUCCUCCCCUAUUCUUUGUUUCAUUGAUGCUUUAAAGUGGGCUUCUUUGUUUCAGUUUAUAGGAGAAAGAGGGUAUGUAAAGCCAAGUUAUAAACGAUGACCACUUUCUGACAAAUUUAUGUUCCAAUUGCCCAUCAAAUUACAACUCAUUUAUUACAUGCCCUUCUCUGCCAUUUAUGCAUAACCAGUUGAAUUUGGUAUCCCUAGUACCCCCACUCUUCUGCCUUUAUUUCAAUUAAGUCUACUUUCUUUACUAAGUUCUCUACUUCCUCUACCAUAGCUCUUUGAACAGUCCUCUCCUGCAUUACUUUGGUGAUAAAGGUGCAGGUUCUUGCAAUGAAUUCUCUUCCUCAGCCUUCCUUCUCAGUUUCACUUCUUGGAUGGUAGCAGCAGAGGUUCAUUUGUCUAAAACACAUUGUGUGAGGCAAUUACAGGUUCGGUUUAACCAGCAAAUAAUAUAAACAGUUAUAGAAGAGACACAUUAUUAGAAUAGAGACUUAUUCUGCAGAGUGUAUCUCUUUGCCUUUAUGGAUACAUUUAUAUUAAUCCUUAAACUGUCCAAACAUAGAUAUAUGUUCGCCUGCGCAGCGCUCCGAAUAUUUUGAAAAAUAAAAAAAAUAGUUUUUUAUUUUUAAAUUGAAGAGCUCAUUUUUAUAAAUGGUAUAGGAUAAAAAUUUUUUUUUUAGGGUCAGUACUUACCGAGAUAUAAGCCCGCGAAGUUGGUACUAAAUGAUGAGGUGUCGGCAACGUGGAGCACUGCCACUUGCAGAAAUAAUAAACAUUUAUCGUGUUUUUUCCAAUUCUUUUCUAUUUUUUGUUGUUGUCAUGUUAUGAUAAUAAUAUUUUGUUGCAGAUCUUUUGAUUUGAUAGCCAAUUCUUGUUGAGACGCAAAUGUUUUGUACUGAAUUAGUAAUCAUACUGUCACAAACACACAUGUUCACAUUGAUAAAUGAAUUUGUACACCUGGUUCAAUCACAUACUAUUGUUUACAUAUACAAGUCCCAUUAUGUUUCUAGAAGUCCACCAUUGUAUGGUACUCCAAGAAGCAUGGAUUCAUACAGAGUGCCACCCCACAUUGCUGGCACACGUAUCGUGUGUCUUUUCACACUCGGGGGUCACUGUUUAGUGUAAGCACACACAAUACACUUUUUCUGAGAGUACCUCUUCUUUGGAGUAGAUGGUAAUGGUACCAUGCAAUGACAGUUAGGGAUUAUUUGGUCAGGCACUUCCCCCCCUUCUUGUGGAGUGACAGGUCGCUGUUGUGGGGUGACAGGUCACUGUGGAGUGAGAGGUAAAGGUGUGGUACCAUACUUUUUUCGCUAUCUGCUUCAUGACAUUGAGGGUGAAUUUUGCAUAUUGUUGUCACUUCCCAGUCUUUAUUUCAUACAUGUUAAAGGCAUUGAGCAUUGCAAUGUCUACAAGGUGGAAAAAAACUUUUAUAUACCACUUGCGACUCCUACGCACACAGUCAACAAACCCUAUCAUCAUGUCACACUUGUCGACUAGUCGCAUAUUGUUUGUAUAGUCAAUGACAGCAGCUGGCUUUACAAUAGGCUCAUUGUUGAACCUGCUCAGUCUGUUUGUCUGUACCAUCUCGUUUCUGUGGAUGGUUGACAGCAAUGUCAUGUCCCGUUUGUCAUGCCAUGUCAGUGCCAUGAUGUCAUUGGCAUGAAACGCUUCUACUAGACUUCCUCCAGUGAACCUUGACAUGUGUUUUCUACCUCUUCUCACUGUUCCACAUAUAUCAGUAUUGUUCACAUGUAGGAAAUCUGUGAGCAUAGGGCUUGUAUACCACUGUCUGUGAACAAUGUAUGACCUUUGCCAAGGUAUGGCCCCAUCAUCUUGCAAACAACAUCCCCAGAAAUGCCUAACAUGCGCCUUGUAUCGCCGAGUGUAUUUUUCCCUGUGUAGGUAAUGACAUCCAACACAAGACCAGUCUCACAGUCACACAUAAAGAGUUUUAUACCAAAGCGAUUACAUGUGCUUGGUAUAUGUUGUUUGAAUGACAGUCGUCCCUUGAACAGAACCAAGGACUUGUCAACAACAAUGUUCUUGAAUGGAUAUAAGUAGGCACUGAAUUUUUGCUUCAGAUACAUAAACAAUUUCCGGAUUUUGUAUAAGAGGUCAUUUCUGUUUGGCGUAUUCCUGUCUGAGAAGUGCAACAUUCGUAGCAACAGAGUGAAUCUGUUGCAGGGAAGGAGGUCACAGAAGACUGGAGUACUGAUGACGUGGUCUGUGGACCAGUAGUGUGCUAUAUUGUUCUUAUAUGUGUGUGGCAUAAGCAUGACAGUGCCAAGGAAUAAAUACAUUUCAGCCACAGUUGUAUCUUUGCACCUGUGCAGCCAUGAAGACUGAAACAUCUGUGUGGUCCAUUGUAUGCUGAUAGUACAUGUUGGUCUGGGUAACAAUUAGGUUCAUUAUCGGCUCAUCAAAGUAUAGUUGAAAAUAGUCUAGCUCUGUAGAUUCAUUUGCGAUGGGACAGUGUGGCAUGAUGCCACUUCUACUGGCAUCAAAAUUGAAAGGAUGUGGCACAAAUGGUGUACUUUCUGUCCAGUUCCAUUCGCGAUCAGAUGGUGCAGGGUGGACCUGUGGCAUGGGGCGUGGGGGAGCAGGAGUGGAGGCAGCACAUGGUUGAGAGGGUGCCAGGUGGUCCUUUGUCUGCCCACGCACCGCACCACGAGGUCCAGGCACCAUGCCACCCCCCUCUUCCUCCAUCCCAGCAUAUUCACCCUCAUUAUCACUAUCACUAUCAGUGGCUGAGGUUUUGGAUCGUGACCUGCCACGACCCUUGUCGCCGACUACACUACACAUGGCACACUGCCUGAACGUAGGUUAUGACACCUAAAAGUACGUUUCACUUGGGAAUAAUGCUAAUCACUUUCACUUGACGAAUCAUCUAUUGGCAUAAAAUCGAUUUCAUCAUCAUCACUUAUAUCACUUUCACUAUUGUCAUCACCAAAACACAUGGAAAAUGAUAAUUUCCUCUUGCAGAGUUGCCUUUGGGAAGUAACACUAGCAACCCCAGAGGUGCUGGGCUGAGAGUCUGUUGUGGCCACACUGGCCACCUCAGAAGUGCUGGGCUGAGGGUCUGGCAUGGCCACACUGUCCACACUAUAAACACUGGCCACCCCAGAGGUCAUGGCCUGAGGAUCAUCUGGGUUAUCAACAAAAAUUUCACUAAUUCCUUGAUCUUUAGUGGCUAUAUCGGAGUCAAAACCACUAUACUUGCAUUCUGUAUCACUUUCUGAGAAUAGUAGUGUUAAUAUGAUAAGGCGUCAGUGACUCGUGGGGGUUUGCCAUGAUGUUGACCCAAGAUGGAGCUGAAACUAACUGGUGUUACCACGCAGUACCCCAGCAUCCCCAAUUUUUUCUAUAGGGCAUACACUGAGUGUGCAUAUCCAUUCUCUCGUGUCUAGGUGACUCAGGCCUAUCGCACCAAUUUUGAAAGAAUGAAAAAUAAAAUGUUGAUCUACGUUUGGAGCCUGCCGCACGUGAACGUAUAUCUACAUGUGGACAGUUUAAGGGUUAAUGAUCACUAUUUACAUUUCAAAUAAACAAGAGCUCUUGAAUAUCACAUCACACAGGCAGUUAAGUGUACAGCAUACUUAUAUCUUGUCUCUGAAAGCCAGCUUCUUUAUGAGUCCAGUAGUGAAAAAGGUUCAGAAAUUAGCAGGCAAGUGUUUAUGUGACCAGGUGACUCUACUCUGUUGGGUCUUACCUCUCGCAAUAGUGAUGAACUGUAUAAUGCUCUGUUUCCCUUUUUGAACUUAAAUUAGUAACUUAUAGGUGUGAAUCUAUUUCAGCUGGACCUGAAUAUCAAAAUCGUAUACAAUACCGACAGGUUGGUAGGUAAGACACAUUUAGUUGCCUAAGUGUCUUACCUACCAAUCAGCUGGACCUAAUGAUGUUUAUAUGCCUGUGCUUCAAUACUUUUACCCUUCAUCAUUUGAUUACAUACUUGUUAUAGUAGACCUCAUCAAUUGGAACUACAUGUAGUCUGAAAGAGCAGUGAAACUCUGCUGUGGUCCUUCUUUUUCAAAACUGAGUGUAUUAGGGCAUGACCCAUCCCAUUAUAGAGACCCAUUUGCAAAUUAUUUGAACAUAUAGUGGUAUUUGGAGACCCACAGCUGUUUAUAACCCAUCAGUUAGGCUAAGGAAAGGACUGUUCCAUCAUAGAUCUUGUACUCUGGUGAGCCCAUGGUUGAAGAUCAGUUUGUUGUGGUAGUCUUUUCUGACCAAUGAAAAAGCUCAAAACUCUGCCAUGCAAAAUCGCAUCUUGUUACAGGCCCUUUCCUUUGGCCUGUGGGGCCUGAUUAGACUUUUUCUUGUCUUUAUGAUAAUACAGAUAAUUUCAUGUUGAGACAGACAGCAGCCUUUCCUCCAUCUUCUUUUAAGCUGAGGACAUACCACAACCAUGUUUCUAAUAGCUAUCAACAAUAUAGUCUCUGUUCUAUAUCAAGAAAUUUUAUCUUCCUUGUAUAUGGGUGAUUUUUGCCACUGUGUUGACACAAAUGCAUAAACUGGUGACUGGUUAAAACAGGCAGUUGACAAUGCUUAUAUCUUUGCUGUUUCACAACUUCAGGUUCUUUGUAUCUAAAACAAGCUUAAUAAUCUUUAUAUAGCAUCCAGUCAUUACCCAUUCCAGGUUCUUCAUGUAUAGUUCCUUCAUUCUGUCUUGCCUGAUGAAUUCCUUUGCUGCCACUUUGAUUACUGAAUAUCUGUUGAAAAUACAGUGCCCUGAAAACUUCAUAUAUCAUCAGACUUAAUCUGUUUAAAAUUUUGUAAUUUUUCUUGGAAAACUGAUAGGCGAAUUCUUCUACAUCUUCACACAUCUGUAAGUAAUUUUAUUGAAGCUCCACUAUGGUGAUUAGGUAGAGUAUAUUCCUCAUCUUCUACAGCUACUCUUUCUGGACUUGUUACGUAUCUUCAUAUAUUGUAUGUCUGUGUUUAGCGACAUUUCAUUUAUCCCAUUGGAAAGCUUGUAUGCAGGAUCUAAUUUCUCGUUAUUACGGGGUCAUUAUAUUUUCUUCAUUAUCCCAUUCACUUCUUACCUAUAAAAUUAUCACCAGUAUUAGUAAAACUAACACCAAUAUUCACCCCUUCAAAGUCUGGCUUAUUGCUAUUGGGAGUUCUUCAGCCCUCUUCCCAAAGAUGAGACCCAUACCAGUCGGCUAACACCUGGGUGCUGUAACUAUUCACUGCUAGGUAAACAAGGAUACCAGGCAUACAUAUUACUGUACAGGGGCAUUGAAUCCACUUCCUUUCUUUUGCAAGCCAAACAUUAUACCACUAAUUGCUAGUCACCUAUGUGCCAUAUAUAUCAAAGAACAUGUUAACUUCAAUUCUAAUGUCUCUCUUAAUUCCUUAAUACCCCCACCCAGGCUGCCCUCAUAAUGAAGUCCUAUAUUAAAUAUAUGUACUGACAUAUUAUAGACUUCUUAACUGAAACUGAUGUAUUACACCAAAUAUGACUUUCUCUUUUGCACAUUAGCUCACUCUUCAAACAACUUUCAUAAUCUCAGCACCCAUUUGCCAUGUAGUGCUGAAUGACCCAUACUGGUCUAGCCCCUUUUUUAAGAAUAUAAUAAUAAUAAUAAUAAUAAUAAUAAUUAUGUAUCACUUCUCUAGGUAUCUGUUAGUCUAUUGAGUCAGUUUCUAUUGUAGGGGGUUAAUACAAUCACAGUCUGAACUUUGGUUAUAAGAGCAUUCUGGUUCUGAUGCACUGAAGAUGAUCUAUAACAUCAAAAUAAAAAGUAAAUGUAAAACAAAAAAGAUCACCAAAAGAAGCACAAAUAAUGAAAAUAUCUUUAUCAAGAUAUUUUGUUUGUCCGCUCAGCUUGAUUUUAGCAGCUUACCAAUUGUCACAAACCUUGGCUUUUGAGGGAAACUUAUCACCUAAAAAAAAUUCCGUAAAAGCUUUAGUGGUUAGAUUCAUAAUCAGAAGGGCUGCUUAACAAUGAUUUGCUGGAAUGGCAAAUAGGUAUAGGUGGCAUUUGGAUUGUGAGGCAAACAAGAUUUAAAAUAUUGACUAAAUAGUUUGGAAACCACUGUCUAGGGUGUAACAGUAACUAGGAAGUUGUUCUUGGGGAGUUUAUCUAUAUAUUUGUAGCUAGGAAAGCAGGGCUUAGCUUGUGGUGUCUGGUCUUUGAUAUUUAAUUUGUUAUAUAUAAUGCAUUUACUUUUAAUUUCCAAUGGUGGUUGCACCGAGUAUUGUCUCUUUUAGCUCUACUGUUCUACCAUUGUGAAGAACCUUUAAUAUCUUUUUUUGGAAGCUCUUCUAAGUUUAUAACCAUGGCCUCUUGCUCAUAUAUUGACAGUGUUAACCUUUCUCAUCUAUUUCUUAUAUCUUGUAGAUGAAUGGUUCACAGAACCGACAAGUUGAUAAAUUGCACAUGUGCAACACUUGGGUAUCUUUAUUGAGGGAACAUUUUGCCACACAGUGGCUUCAUCAGUC